AUGUUAUUAUUAAGACCAACUCCACCGGCGAGCAUGAAGAUUGCUCGCCAAUUUCUAGCUGUCGGGCCCAUACUAAAAUCUGGUCACUCGGCGGCCAAUCGCCGGGGCUGCUUGAGAUGUUUUUCAGGAGUGGGCAACGCCGCACUAGGCAAGAAAUACAGGGCAGUAGUUGUCGGUGCUGGACCAGCUGGUACCGCCGUGGUUGGGAAUCUACUAGAGCAGAAGCAGGCUCCGAUAUUAUGGGUUGAUGAUGAGUUCCAUGGCGGAAGGCUGGAUAAUAAUACUAAGGUCAAGCGCUUUGUGUCAUAUGCUGAAGGGGUCUCACCGUUUAGAGAGAUCUUUAAGGAAACACCAGAACCGAAUGCUUAUUCUCAUCUGAAGAGUCUGGAGCAGGAGAACACGUGCUAUAUUGCUCAGGCUGCGGACCUUUGUGUUAUGUUGACCAAAGGUUUGGACCAGUCCAAAGGAGUGUAUAAGCAACUGGGUAGAGUAUCCGAUGCAUCAUUGUCUGAGACAAGUGGGUGGACAGUAAGACUAAAUCCAUCGGGUGAUAAAAAUGCUGGGCCAACUGAAGUAUCAUCCGAUAUUAUGGUCCUAUGCACAGGCGCAGCACCCUCAUCCGGCCCUCUCCCAGUGUCUGAUAUUCAGGAAAUCGGACUUGACCCCGCGCUCAAACCAUCUCUCCUCCAAACCAUAAUCCCAUCAGACUCGCCCAUCACCGUAGCUGUAAUUGGCGCAUCUCACAGCGCUAUUUUGGUCCUCCGGAAUCUCUACAACCUUGGUCGCUCUACCCAUCCUCAAUUACGCAUCAAAUGGUUUACCCGUCACCCUCUACGUUAUGCUGAGGAAAGAGAUGGCUGGAUAUUGAGAGACAACACUGGCCUGAAAGGCGAUGUUGCUAUCUGGGCGAAGGAAAAUCUUGAAGAAGAUAGACUUCCCGCAUCGGAUGUGAGCCGAUAUCUUGAGAAAGUCCCCACGACACGGGACAAGGAGGAAGCGGUGUAUAAGGAGCAUCUACCGGCGUGCACACAUGUUGUUCAGGCUAUUGGAUUCACCAGAAAUGAAAUUCCCGCGCUUAAGAGACAAGGUAAGGAGCUUGAAAUUAAGUACGACAACACAGCAGGCGGCUUUGAGGACAAGGACGGAAAGAAGGUGAAAGGCUUAUACGCUGCUGGCAUCGCGUGGCCGGAGAGGGUUGUCGAUCCUGAAGGGAAUGUGGAAUACGCCGUGGGAUUGGCUAAGUUCAUGAAUUAUUUGAAGAGGGUUGUGCCGAAUUGGAAUGCGAAUUAG
Venustampulla echinocandica is the source of this 1290-nucleotide messenger RNA. RefSeq lists its product as uncharacterized. Lineage: Eukaryota; Fungi; Ascomycota; Leotiomycetes; Helotiales; Pleuroascaceae. The coding region runs from base 1 to 1290 and encodes 429 amino acids. The record is from RefSeq and is a predicted model, not a curated record. The transcript has 3 exons.